Melopsittacus undulatus (budgerigar) is the source of this 807-nucleotide messenger RNA. It is a transcript of the gene MPZ, whose product is annotated as myelin protein zero. Gene Ontology annotation, cellular component: plasma membrane. The coding region runs from base 67 to 807 and encodes 246 amino acids. Lineage: Eukaryota; Metazoa; Chordata; Aves; Psittaciformes; Psittaculidae. The record is from RefSeq and is a predicted model, not a curated record. Gene Ontology annotation, biological process: myelination. The transcript has 6 exons.
AAGCCUCGGUCCCGGUGCUCCCCGGGCGCUCCCUGCGGCGCGGAGCCCGCGGUGACCGCAGCCACCAUGGCACAGGGCACCGGGGACCUCAUCCUGCUCCUCGCCGCGCUCCUCUGGGCACCGGGGCCGUCGCCGACGGUGUCCAUCCACGUGUACACGCAGCGGGAAGUGCACGGCACCGUCGGCUCCCACGUCACCCUCUCCUGCAGCUUCUGGUCCACUGAGUGGAUCUCCGAUGACAUCUCCAUCACUUGGCACUUCCAAGCCGAGGGCUCCCGCGACAGCAUCUCCAUAUUCCACUACGCCAAAGGCCAACCCUACAUCGAUGACGUGGGCAGCUUCAAGGAGCGCAUGGAAUGGGUGGGCAACCCCUACCGCAAGGACGGCUCCAUCAUCAUCCACAACCUGGACUACACCGACAACGGCACCUUCACCUGCGACGUCAAGAACCCUCCGGACAUCGUGGGCAAAUCCUCCCAGGUCACACUCUAUGUCUUUGAGAAAGUGCCCACCCGCUAUGGGGUGGUGCUGGGCUCCAUCAUCGGUGGGGCCCUGCUGCUGGUGGCUGUGGUGGUUGCCAUCGUCUACAUCCUCCGCUCCUGCUGGCUGCGGCGCCAGGCAACGCUGCAGCGCCGGCUGAGUGCCAUGGAGAAGGGGAAGCUGCAGAGAUCAGCCAAAGAUGCUUCCAAGCGGAGCCGGCAGGCCCCCGUGCUUUAUGCCAUGCUGGACCACAGCCGCAGCACCAAGGCAGCGAGCGAGAAGAAAGCCAAAGGAGCUCCGGGGGAGUCCCGCAAGGAUAAGAAAUAG